GAUAGCGCUUUGCUCCGAGUAUGUUACGCAGCACCAGCGUGAGCAGCGAUGAGCAUGAGAUGCGGUUAGCUGACUUCCUCUGUCUUGGAGGAAGCACACGUUCCUUGAUUGGUAGCUGACGUACGAUAGGGGAGAGCCGACAGGUGGGCGGGAAUUGGCAGGGAAUUGGGGAUAAAACUUUAGUGUUUUUCAUUUUUGGUGAUUUCAUGAGCACCUGUCUGUUCAAACAGGAAGUGAAGCGAAGGAACACGAGCGUGAAAUGGGACUUAAUGUGGAAUCAGAUUCAGUGGAGAGUAAAAGUGAUGAGAGAGAGAGAGAGAGAAUGAAUAUGAGACAGAAGUACAGGGAGAGAAAGAAAAACAGACAGAAAGACAGACUCAGAGUAAGCCAGGAAAAGAAGAACAGAUACACAGAGCAAGAGAGAGAGACAGACAGCAAAAGAGUGAGAAAGAGAGAAACAGAGUAACAACAAAAAAAACAGACAGAGAGCAAGAAAAACAGGGAGAGAGACAGAGUGAUAGAGAGAACACAGCUAAAAAGACAGAUGUAGUGUGUGUGUGUGUGUUAGAGAGAGAGAGAGAGAGAGAGAGAGAGAGAGAAAGAGAGAGAGUGCAAUCAAAAUUCUGGGAGAGACAUAGAGAGAGAGACAGAGAAAGAGGGAGGGCAUCGUCGUUAUUCUUAUAAUGAGUUGAACUGUCACAUAUAAUAUUAACAUGUACGCUAACGUCUCGCCGUUUGGGAUUCUGACCCGAGGAGAUUUCCACACUGUGUUUAAAAGCACUGGACAGGAAGAACGUUCUAGAAAGAGCUCGGAGACGGCCGAGGGGAACUCAGAAGAUGCUGAAGAUGCGAGGGAGGAGCGUAGCUGUUGUCAAAAAUCCUCUUUAAAGUUUUAAACACUAACUUUUUUUUUUUAUCUUUAUAAAGAUUAUGGUGUUAGAAUGGAAUGACGUGAUGUCUCAGAUCAGCUCAUGCAGAAAUCUGGAGCGUUUCCUAAGCUAGCUCAUUAGUAAAGCAGCAAAGCAAAGCAAAGCGAAGCAAAGGUGGCUGUUCUAAUACAUUUUGUAAUUGCAGUUCAUAUGAAAUAAUGAAUUCAGGUCUAUCGGGUUGGUACAUAAACAAGCCGCAGUUAAUCCGGAAUGUUUCCGGAGUCUUUACUGGAACCGUAAGAUCUGAUCACAUCGCCGCACACUACACUAACUCCCACAGAAAUCUCUCAUAAUGACAUAUAAAACACUAAUAAUGACCAGUAUCGCAUUAAAUGAUCUCUACUGUUAUUAUUAGUACAUUAUUCUAGGUACUAAUAAAGAGCCUGCACCUCUUGAUCGAAGCAGGCGUGGCUACUGUGCUCGGGUACUGUGUGAAUCGAAUGAUCCUUUUCAAGAUCUGCCAUUUGGGAGAUGUCCGUCAUCAGGGUUCCUGUCUGUUUGGUUUUUUUUGUUUGUUUUGUUUUUUUAAAUUGUUAUCUAAUUCUAAAUCUCUCUCUUUCUCCGUUUCGGAUUCUUCCAGGCUCACUUUCGGCAGGGAGGUGAAAUCUCAGAACGGCAGACCUAAGCCCAUGUCACCGUCUGACUUUCUGGACAAGCUGAUGGGAAAGACGUCAGGCUACGACGCUCGCAUCAGGCCCAACUUUAAAGGGCCUCCUGUCAACGUCACCUGCAACAUCUUCAUCAACAGCUUUGGCUCUGUCACAGAGACAACUAUGGACUACCGCUUGAACGUGUUCCUCCGGCAGCAGUGGAACGAUCCUCGCCUGGCGUACAAGGAGUACCCCGACGACUCGCUCGAUCUGGACCCAUCCAUGCUGGACUCCAUCUGGAAACCCGACCUGUUCUUCGCUAACGAGAAAGGCGCCAACUUCCACGAGGUCACCACCGACAACAAGCUGCUAAGGAUCUUUCAGAACGGGAACGUCCUCUACAGCAUCCGGCUGACUCUGAUCCUGUCCUGUCCCAUGGAUCUGAAGAACUUCCCCAUGGACAUCCAGACCUGCACCAUGCAGCUAGAGAGCUUCGGCUACACCAUGAACGAUCUGAUUUUCCAGUGGCUGGAUAAAGGUCCUGUGCAGGUAGCUGAUGAUUUAACGAUGCCUCAAUUCGUUCUGAAAGAGGAGAAGGACCUGGGAUACUGCACCAAGCACUACAACACCGGUAAGUUCACCUGCAUUGAGGUGAAGUUCCACCUGCAGAGGCAGAUGGGAUAUUAUCUGAUCCAGAUGUACAUUCCCAGCCUGCUGACGGUCAUCCUGUCCUGGGUUUCAUUCUGGAUCAACAUGGACGCCGCGCCGGCUCGAGUCGGCCUCGGCAUCACCACCGUCCUCACCAUGACGACGCAGAGCUCCGGCUCCAGGGCCUCGCUGCCCAAGGUGUCCUAUGUGAAGGCGAUAGAUAUCUGGAUGGCGGUGUGUUUGCUGUUCGUCUUCGCUGCGUUGUUGGAGUACGCCGCUGUGAACUUCGUCUCUCGGCAACACAAAGAGCUCUUCAGACUCAGGAGGCGACUGCAGGAAGAGCGGCGUCAAAGAGCCGCUUCAGGUCAGUUUGGUGGAGCUGAGACGAAAAGCAAGAGCAAUGAUGUUACAGGCAGCACAACAUCCUACAAGAACACAAAACACUGCAGUGCUUGUGCACAGGAGUCAGCUCAACACAACGAGGAUUUCUUCUUGUCCAGUUUCGGUUUGGACGUCCACCUGUCCGGAGAUGGUCCCCUCUCCGAGGCAGCGGCCAUAUUCGCCUCUCUUCCUCCAGACCACUCGCUGUUCCAGAUCCGCCGCCGGUUUAUCGACCGCGCCAAACGGAUCGACACCGUCUCGCGCGCGCUCUUCCCCCUCAGCUUUCUCGUCUUCAACGUCUUCUACUGGCUCACAUACAAAGUGCUGCGCAAUGAGGAUCUGCACACCGUCCUGUGAACAGGCAGCACCGCACCGCCAUCGUGGCUUCACUGGGAGGAAGUGUGGAAAAUCUCAUGGAAAUUAACAGGAACAGACUUAUAGGAGCAUCUUGUUUGGGUCUCAUGUCACUUUCUGUAGCUUAUCUUUACCGCAUAACCUUCCUGCCCGAUCCCUAACCUUACGCACUUACCACACUAUCAGGUGACGAGUCGUUCAUGUCGCUUGUGCUUGC
Ictalurus furcatus (blue catfish) is the source of this 3119-nucleotide messenger RNA. RefSeq names its product glycine receptor, alpha 4b (gene glra4b). Bases 1370 to 2905 code for a protein of 511 amino acids. Gene Ontology annotation, biological process: nervous system process; regulation of membrane potential; chloride transmembrane transport. Gene Ontology annotation, molecular function: chloride channel activity; transmitter-gated monoatomic ion channel activity; glycine binding. The transcript has 9 exons. NCBI's taxonomy places the organism in Eukaryota, Metazoa, Chordata, Actinopteri, Siluriformes, Ictaluridae. Gene Ontology annotation, cellular component: neuron projection; plasma membrane; synapse. The record is from RefSeq and is a predicted model, not a curated record.